Candoia aspera is the source of this 2333-nucleotide messenger RNA. RefSeq names its product olfactomedin 1 (gene OLFM1). The transcript is spliced from 6 exons. Lineage: Eukaryota; Metazoa; Chordata; Lepidosauria; Squamata; Candoiidae. The record is from RefSeq and is a predicted model, not a curated record. Gene Ontology annotation, biological process: signal transduction. The coding region runs from base 326 to 1783 and encodes 485 amino acids.
GGGAUUCGGGGCGGAGCGGGCGCGGAGCCGCCGGCUGCCAGAGCCGCCUAUUCGCUCGGCGCAACGCUCUGAGCCCGAGGAGCUUCAGGGCCGCUCGCGACGGGCCGGACCGGAGGCGGGGAGGCGCGGGCAGCUCUCUCGCGGCGGCCCCGGAGAGGCGACCAGGAGGCCAUGGGCCGGGAGCGGCGGAGUGGCGCUCAGGGCGGUCGGCCGGGCGCAGCGCCCGGCCCCGCGGGACGCAGGCAGCCCGGCUGGGAAUGAAGGCGGCGGCCGCCGGAGCGCCCCAGCGGCGGCGAGGAAGGGGCGGGCGCGCCCUGCCGGGACCAUGUCGGUGCCGCUGCUGAAGAUCGGCGUGGUGCUGAGCACGAUGGCCAUGAUCACCAACUGGAUGUCGCAGACGCUGCCCUCGCUCGUAGGGCUCAACACCACCAAGCUGAGCGCCGCCUCGGGGGGCACCUUGGACCGCAGCACCGGCGUGUUACCCACCAACCCCGAGGAAAGCUGGCAGGUGUACAGUUCUGCUCAGGAUAGUGAAGGACGAUGCAUAUGCACAGUGGUGGCGCCUCAACAGACGAUGUGCUCACGGGAUGCCAGAACAAAGCAGCUACGGCAGCUUUUGGAAAAGGUACAGAACAUGUCUCAGUCAAUAGAAGUCUUGGACAGGCGAACUCAACGGGAUCUUCAGUAUGUUGAGAAAAUGGAGAAUCAAAUGAGAGGUCUGGAAUCCAAGUUCAAGCAAGUGGAAGAGAGUCACAAGCAACAUUUGGCCAGACAGUUCAAGGCAAUAAAAGCGAAAAUGGAAGAGCUUAGGCCCUUGAUCCCAGUGUUGGAGGAGUACAAAGCCGAUGCCAAAUUGGUUUUGCAGUUUAAAGAGGAGGUGCAGAACCUGACGUCAGUUCUAAACGAGCUCCAGGAAGAAAUUGGCGCCUUUGACUACGAAGAGCUUCAGAGCAGAGUGUCAAAUCUUGAAGAGAGGCUGCGGGCAUGCAUGCAGAAAUUAGCGUGUGGGAAAUUGACUGCAAUAAGUGACCCCAUAACCGUAAAGACUUCUGGUUCAAGGUUUGGCUCCUGGAUGACAGAUCCCUUGGCUCCUGAAGGUGAAAGCAAGGUCUGGUACAUGGACAGUUAUCAUAACAACCGAUUUGUCCGUGAAUACAAAUCCAUGUCUGACUUUAUGAACACGGAUAACUUCACCUCUCACCGCCUUCCACACCCAUGGUCUGGCACUGGCCAAGUGGUCUACAAUGGCUCAAUUUAUUUUAACAAAUACCAAAGCCACAUAAUCAUCAAGUUUGACUUGAAAACAGAGAGCAUCCUUAAAACGCGUAGCUUGGAUUAUGCUGGCUACAAUAAUGUCUAUCAUUAUGCCUGGGGUGGCCAUUCAGACAUCGACCUCAUGGUGGAUGAGAACGGGCUUUGGGCUGUCUACGCCACCAACCAAAAUGCGGGGAACAUCGUUAUCAGUAAGCUGGACCCCAACACCUUGCAGAGCCUCCAGACCUGGAACACAAGUUACCCCAAGCGCAGUGCUGGUGAAGGGUUCAUCAUCUGUGGCACAUUAUAUGUCACCAAUGGUUAUUCGGGAGGAACCAAGGUGACCUACGCUUACCAGACCAACAGCUCCACUUAUGAAUAUAUAGACAUCCCAUUCCUAAACAAGUACUCACAUAUUUCCAUGCUGGACUACAACCCCAAGGACAGAGCGCUCUACGCGUGGAACAAUGGCCACCAAAUACUCUACAAUGUCACCCUUUUCCACGUCAUCAGGUCCGAUGAGUUAUAGUCCCCUUUGUGGUGCAAAGAUGGAACUGAAUGCUUCGCACACAGCAACCCAGAGAGAGCAUAAGUUCAGAUGGACAUAUAUUUUAAAUUAUCAAAAGGAAAGUUUCAAAAUGGAGCAGCUGCCAAAAUGUAAAGAGAGAGGAUUAUAUCUUAGUUAAAACUGCAAGAUCAGAACUUACCUCUCAAAUGUCAAACUACUAUUAUUGACAACAGGAAAAAAUGCUACUCAUUUGCAGCUGGAACUGCACUUGAAAAAUACUUUCCAGCCACUUUUUCAGGGUGGGGCUGGGACGGUUGUCCCCCCAUUUAUGUUCCAAUAGCAAAGCUGUAGUUAUAACGUACAAUGAAAGGCAAUGACUGUUGGACAUUCAUCACGGGGUGGUGGGGUAGGGUUAUCUGGUUUUCUUGUUUUCCCUCUUUUCUUCUUUUGCCUUUGUUUCUUCUUGGUGUGUUGCAUGGACACUUUCCUAUAUCACAGCAAGCUACAAUGAAUGUCUCGGUUGUUUGACAACACACGGUUGAUUCAUACUGAUAGUGUUUGAUUUUUUUUU